AUGGUCAAAAGCUUCGAGCUUGGCUAUAACCAAUCUGCCUCUGACAACUGCGCUAUCCUCGAUGACAAUACCGGUAGCCAGUGUAUUUCAUCAUUCUCAAUUGAUAGUGAGGCAAGCACGUGGUACAAUCCAGGUCAACUUCCGUCAGGAUUUCCUGGAACGGCACCUCUCUCGGACACCACCGAUGCGGGAAGUCUCACAAGUGCUCCCGAUCCGUACACAUUUUCGCUCUUUCCAGCUUACACCUCCGUCAUUACCCCGGCUCCAUAUAACGCGAAGGCUGUCGCUACAGCAAACACGAGAUCUACAGUCCAAACUGGUACAGGGACCGGUACAGAAUCUAGUGCUACAGGAACAGACUCCGCGAGCUCAUCUACAACCAGUAAAGGUGCUGCGAAAAAUAUCGUUUCCCCUAUUAGCUCUGAGCUUGGUGUCUGGGGUAUCGCUAUAUAUACCAUAGCCUUUGUCAUUCGUCUGGUGUAG
Penicillium crustosum is the source of this 483-nucleotide messenger RNA. RefSeq lists its product as uncharacterized. Bases 1 to 483 code for a protein of 160 amino acids. Lineage: Eukaryota; Fungi; Ascomycota; Eurotiomycetes; Eurotiales; Aspergillaceae. The transcript has a single exon. The record is from RefSeq and is a predicted model, not a curated record.